AUGACAGCGGCUGGAGAGGCCGACGAGGUCCUCCAGGCUGCUGGCUUCGCCGUCUGUGGCGAGGACGAAGGCGCUGAGGACGAGGAUGGCAGUCUUUGCCCUCCCCCACGCGCUUCGGUGCGUGGGGGAGGGGACCCGAGACUACCAGAGCGGCUCGGACUCCGAGCCACGCCUGUGAGGCUUUGGUCGUUUGAAAAGGGCUCUGUCAGCGCAGGGGUUGGUUUUGACUGCCUCCGCGAUGUGGCAAGCAGCUUGCUUUAUGCAAGUCUGAUUUGCUCAGAGGGUGAGGAACCAGGUACCACAGAUGCAACGAUGAGCGCCAUUCGGACGCUCCUGGACUUGGCAGAGGCUUGCAGUACCUGCAAGAUCAUCAUUGGACUCAGCCCGGAACAUGCAAGCUGUGAAGGCCUGGCAUGCUCGUUCCUCCGACUCGGAUUUCAGGUCAUCUCUGUUCGAAAGUGCCCACUCUUGAACGAUGCUGCGCUGUUGCUGGAGUUUGAUUUGGGACCUCCAGCGCCUUUCCGAGGAUACCACGUGACGUCUUCGGAUUACACAUGCAGUGGGACAUCCGAGUGUUCCACAUCGGCAGAGGACCACGAUUAUCUCCAGUGCGAUGUGGAGUGCCAGGAUAGCGAUUGA
Symbiodinium pilosum is the source of this 639-nucleotide messenger RNA. Lineage: Eukaryota; Dinophyceae; Suessiales; Symbiodiniaceae. The record is from the annotation of a GenBank genome assembly.